AUGCCGAUGCCCCCGGAUUUUUACGACUGGGUAUCGUACGGCUCACAGCUACAAAUCCCUAUUGAUCGACCAUCCACAGACUUGGCAGUUCUCAUCGCUCGCUUUGUCGAAAUCUCGUCGAUGAUUCACAGCCAUGUCAUUAGUGACGGAAAACCAAAAACAGUCAACGUACUUCAGCAGCUACUGGAUCUCGACUCCGACCUGGCAUCAUGGGAGAAUGCCCUGGAAGGAGCCUGGCUAUACGAAACUAUCCACGCCACUCACCUGCCCCCCAAAGCGGUUUUUAAGGGUGAAUACCAUAAGUAUCACGACGUCUGGACCGCCCGCAUCUGGAACUACUACCGCUGGGCGCGAGUUCUGGUGAACCAGAACGUGCUGGACUUGGCGAACAAGAACCCAAUCUCCAGUCUUUCACUUGUAUCGGCUGCCGCACGUGACAACUUCCUCGCGAAUAUUCGAAGACUGGCAAGAGACACGCUUGUAAGUGCGCCGACCCAUUGGCGACACCCGUCCCUCGACGGGCAGGCGCAGAUAAAAGUUGAAAGUCCCGGCGGAGGUGGAUCCGGAUCAGCAGGACUGCCGGCAUUGCUGUUUCAUUUAAAGGUGGCUGGCUGCGCUCCUGGAGUUCCCAGGGAAUAUUGGGAGUGGGCUUUGGGCGUCAUACAGACAAUCUGGGGUGACAUGGGUAUGCUACAUGCGCGAUCCAUGAUGGAGGCCAUGCGGGCGCACGAAGACACGGUGCUCAGAUCUAGCGCGGCAGGAAUACUGGCGGAUGACUGGUAA
Molecule: messenger RNA, 783 nt
Organism: Colletotrichum graminicola M1.001
Lineage: Eukaryota; Fungi; Ascomycota; Sordariomycetes; Glomerellales; Glomerellaceae
Exons: 1
Coding region: 1-783 (260 amino acids)
Source: RefSeq, a predicted model, not a curated record